AUCCGAAUCAACAUCCGACACUACCAAUCACCGAGCUAUGAUGGUAUAGGACCAGAACAAUUCUCAGUAAUACCUGAGCUUAAGGUUGCGGCUCUUGUCGCGGACUCUCUUCAAAGGCGCACAUUUUCGCUCUAUCCGGAAAUAUAACCCCGGUUAGGAUCUACGUCAAAAGUGGGGUAGCUAGCUCUUCACGGGAUAUCCUCUGCUUGGAAUGGAUAACUUAUCGAUGAGGACUACUUGAGCUCCAGCUUUAGAUAUCUUCAUUUGAACGAGUCCAAGAGAAGAAGAGAUAUAAUACUAGUGCUUUAUACUCUUCGUGAACGAAUUACCGCCGGGCGCUCAAGCACUGAAGCAGCGAAGCCCCCAGAAUCGAGCUUUCAGGUCGAGCUCAGGUCAACUGAGCAAACGAAAUCCGACAUCAUGAGCUAUUCAGAGUACUUGUAUGGGAGAGGACAGGAAAUUACUAGGUCGAUAAACCAGGACCUAUACGCUCUCUCUUCAAUGUCAACCCCAGCAAAGCUCGGCGUCGUUGGCGCUGGUCUUGCCAUUCUCCUCGCAAUAAAGUUAAUCUCUGCGGCGUUUCACCGCCCCCUAUCUUCCAAAUCCUCGAUACCUACAAAAGCCCAACGGUCGCAGGCCAUGAAACGGGAAUUCAACUCGGUAGAAAAGGGCAAUGAAAGUGUCCAAAAUCUGGCUGAUUUGAAGAGGCAAGGAGAGCCAACGAUGGAAAUUGCACAGCUCUGGGUAUAUCCCAUCAAAGCACUCCGAGGCUGUCAAGUUCCCACCGCCACCUUGACACCAGAGGGUUUCACUCACGAUAGGAAAUUUGUAUUACUCAAGGAUCUUGAGAAGACUCCUCGACAGGUUCAGCACAUGGCCGUCACAAAAUUUCCAAACGUCUGCCUCUUCCACACCUCUAUCCAGGGGAACAUACUCACCGUCACUUACCGGCCUCCCGGAGCCGCUCAAGCGGAUGGCCAAGAGUUGAAAAUUCCCCUGGAGCCGCCGAAUUUCGACAAAUCCGAGAGAAUAGAGGUGAACAUGCAUUCCAGCCCGACGAUUGCGUUCGACAUGGGCGCGAAAUAUAAUCAAUGGUUCUCGGACAUCUUCGGCUUCAAAGUUAUCCUCGCAUACUGGGGCGGCAAUCCUCGCCAGGUUCUAGGGAACCUACCUGGUAAGCCCUCCAACGUCUCAUCCAAGCCCCGGACGCCAAUCUUCCGCAUCCUCAACCAGGUUCCCAUCAUCAGCCGCCUUCUCCGACCAGACGACGGAGUAAUCGCCUUCAACGACUGCGCGCCCUACCUCGUGAUCACCGAGGAGUCGACCGCGGACGUAACCUCUCGGCUCCCCGACGGCAUCACCAUGGACAUGACGAAAUUCCGUGCCAACAUCAUCCUCCGCAAGUCGCCGGCGGCCUUCGACGAGGAUUUCUGGGGCCAAUUAAUAUUCGGCGACGAUACGAGGAUCAUCUUGACGGGCAAUUGCGGGAGGUGCGUCUCGUUGAAUAUCGACUACGCAUCGGGCACCUCGGGGGCGGGCAGAGAUGGACAGGUGUUGAAGCUGCUGUCCUCGGAUAGAAGGGUGGAUCCUGGGAUGAAGUAUAGUCCGAUAUUUGGCCGGUAUGGAUUUGUGAGUAGGCGGUCAGAGGGGAAGGUUCUGCGGGUGGGUGAAGAGGUGGUUGUUGGAAAGAGGAAUGCGGAGAGGACUAGGUUCUGUAAGUCUUCCUUGAUAUUACUUCGAGCGACAUCUGAUUCUAUGAUGUAG
Messenger RNA from Amorphotheca resinae ATCC 22711, 1764 nucleotides. RefSeq lists its product as hypothetical. The coding region runs from base 421 to 1764 and encodes 447 amino acids. Lineage: Eukaryota; Fungi; Ascomycota; Leotiomycetes; Helotiales; Amorphothecaceae. The record is from RefSeq and is a predicted model, not a curated record. Gene Ontology annotation, molecular function: pyridoxal phosphate binding; catalytic activity; molybdenum ion binding. The transcript has 3 exons.